UAUCAUGAAAUAAAGACUACGUUUACUAGAUCUACAUUUUACAAAAAAAAAUGAUAUCUACAAUACAAAAUACGAGAAACAACAAUUUGGCUAUUUUGAUCGACAAUUUAAUAACACGAUAUUUACAGUAUCGAAUACGUUUGCUUGCUUCAGACCUCAGAUCUCAGCAGACGACAACAGGCAAUAUUAAUAUUAGGUGUGUGAAUGAGAAAGAUAUGGACAGUGGAAUCACCCAUCAAUAGGGCUAUAAAGACAUAAUUUUGUUAUUCAAAGGAUCCAAUUAAAAAGCUACUAGAGGUAAAGUUGUCAGAGAUGGGAAAUACAGGUGGGAAGAAAAGAGAAAAUCAGUUGGCAGAGAAAGGUCUAACACAUAGAACAGAUGAGACAACACAGUUUGAAGAAACAAAAACUGAAGGUGGUUUUAUACCAGGAGAUCAUGAAGCCGAGAUCUGCUAUGGAGGUGAAGCUGACUUACACAAGCACUAUACGGGCUGUAAGAAGAAUCCAGGUCAUAAAAAAUUUAAUCCUGUUAAUGAUUUUAAAUUGGAUCAUCUCCCCUCACGUUACCGUGACGUCAUCAUGUUGGAGGUAAUCAAAACUUUGUCUGCCCUAACGGUCCUGAUAAAGGUCAAGUACACCAGUCUAGAGAGACCAAAGUCUGUUCCAUGCUUCAGUGGUCAGUAUCCAUUUUAUAACACCAGAGGAAGUGACGUGUUGAGGACAGGGACGGGGAGGGUGUGUCAUGUGGUCAAGUACACAGACAGUGACAACAAGGGCACUUGUCCAUGUGGCAAGUGUCAACACUCGGACACACCCAGCAAAGUGUGGGGGGAGGUUCGUGUGUUGACAGCCACACACGUGGUCUUUGAUGAGAGUGAGGCGAGACAGACCAGGUGUGUUGUAGGUUAUGAUGACAAUAAAAGUCCUGGGGUCAGUCUUGAUGGCUGGGGGGUGGAGGAGGCACACAUUGAGGGAGACAUGUGUAAGUUUACAUGUGUGUCAUGUGACUUAGAGUUGGUUGAUGAACUGGACAAGAUGUGUCGGCACUUUAAUGAUCUAUGUCAGAAAGUAAAGGACAAAUACAGGAGAUUUGUUGAUGUGGACAAGUUGACCGUUAUAGUGUCACAUCCUCAUGGCUGUCCUAAACAGGUCUCUGUAGGAGAAUGGACACAUGAACAUGAGAGGGAAGGUUGUUACACCAAGUACACGUACACAACAUGUACAUGUCCUGGCUCCAGUGGAGCACAUGUCUACAUGACGGGAUAUGGCAGGUGCUGGUCACGUCCCCACAGUGGAUCAAACUCUGAAGGAAAUUAUAGUGGGGAGGAUGGGUGGUUUUAUCUGUAACUGUUGGUUCUCUUCCCUUGUCUCAUGUAAACAAACAAAAUGGCGGCUCCAUUCAUUAAACUUGUGUGUGUCAAGACUUGAAUGUCUUCAUCAGCAACUUUGUAUACUGGUGAAGACAAGAAAUAAAUUGUUUGGUUUCUUUCAGUCAUUUGUUUAGAGUUGUUAGACACAUAAACAAAAUUAUAAACAAAUGUUUAUUGUUGAGAAAUGAAAUAUUUAUAGACUACACUUGUAUCUUUGUUUUGUUUAAACCUCCACAUUAGAUUUGUCAUCUCCAUCAUUGUCUUUAUUUAUACUUUAAUUCGUGUUUGUGUUUGUUUACAAACUGUUUGUAUUUGUUUACAAACUGUUUGUAUUUGUUUACAAACUGUUUGUAUUUGUUUACAAACUGUUUGUAUUUGUUUACAAACUGUUUGUAUUUGUUUACAAACUGUAUUAUUGUCAAUAAAGUUUUAGAAGAUUU
Messenger RNA from Physella acuta, 1810 nucleotides. RefSeq lists its product as uncharacterized. NCBI's taxonomy places the organism in Eukaryota, Metazoa, Mollusca, Gastropoda, Physidae. The record is from RefSeq and is a predicted model, not a curated record.